ACAUAUGCACUUAAGAAUGAACUGCUCUGGAAUGUAUGGGGGUUAGUCCUAUGAAUGCAAGGUUCCUCAAAAACAGAAAUAUAGUUUAGUGUAUUCAGACGAAAGUGAGUAGGAGUUUAAAAUUAUGAGUAGGUGUAAUCCUAUUGGAUAUUAUGAUAGAGAGAGGUCUAGAAGCUACAAUUUUUCUGAACCUCCUUCCCUGAAGCGUAUGGCAGUAGUGUCGUUUGCAAUUGGGCUAUGGACGGCUCCUGAUAUAAGGAAUGAAAUGACAUCUUCUUUCUUAUCUUCUUUCUCAAACUAUAGCGGAGAUAAUGCUGAGUUGGAUAGAAGAAUAUUAAACAAAUUGUCCGAUAACUCUUUGCCCUCAUCGCUGAAGACUGAAGUCUCAUACGUUAUUCGACCCAUUAAGUUGCAGUUGUCGAAAGCGCUUCGUAGUUACUGUAGAUGGACAGGAUAUCAAAGAAAUCUCUGUGAGUAUUACAUGAAGCAUGGUACAAUUUAUUGGACAGUUGAGGGGACUGUUGACAAAGUGAAAUCCCUUAAGGAACUAUUCGAUAAUGGAAGCUUAAGAAGCUUAGAUAUUUGUGAUUUGUAUGAGAUAGCCUGCUCUCACUGUUUAGGGGAAUAUGCUUCAAUUUUGUGGGAGAAAAUUCCAGAACAAUUUAGAAACAGCUUUAGAAUGCGCAGGGAUUAUUUGAUAACAUAUUGGACAUGUGUCCUCGACAAUAAUUUAGGGAGUUUUUUAACUAGACUCAUAGAUUAUGAAAACAUAUACGACAAUAACUUUAGUAUUGAUGUAAAUAUGAUUGCUGUAUCGAUUCGAAUUGGCAACAUAGUUGCCCUAAAGUAUUUUUGGAAAAAAUUGUCGGAGCAGGAGAAAAACGAUCAUUUGAGUAAGUGGCUUUUGCAAACUUCUCAGCGUAUGAGAGUUCUAAGUGAUAUACCUUAUCAGGAUUCUUCAGAAAUUUUAGAUGUUUUAUGUUUUCUAUUAUCUCAUGUCAAUCGUAAAAAUCAAAUAACCGAAUUUUUUCGGAAUCAUUCUCGAGUAUUAAAGCUUUUGUUCCAAAGUUGGCCAUAUCAAAGAAUAUUCCUGUCCACUAUUUUGGAGCUAUUGGAUUUACUUCAAGAAGACAUUUAUUCGGGUAUAAUGCUGAAUAUUAGUCUUAAUGGAAAUAAAAUGGGAAAUGAAAUGAUGAUUUUUAAGGAAAUAUGGAGUGCCAGUCCUUUAAGACUAAGACGAUCAUUUUUGAAAUAUGAAUUUUGCGGCGUAGUGUUGUUGCGUUUGCUGGAAUUAGAAAAUCUAGACAUGGCUGUUAGGAUAUUUAAUGAUGCUUCCAAAGAAGAGAUUAAACUAUUUAUCUGUUUUAUGUUUGGUCAGCCUGAAUUUAAGCGUGCAAUUUAUUCAAGCAAUCUGAAUUCAUUCCACCUGUUAUUAUCAAAAUCUACCUUGCCACUAGAAUGUUAUCCCUAUAAAAUCACUUGCAACGAGCUGAUAAUAUCGUGGCUUAGUCGACUUAGCGAUUGGCAUAUUUGUAUUGAGUGGAUAUGCGAUGGCAACAUCCAAGCAGUUGAAUCUUUCUUGAGAUGGGCUUAUCAAUAUGUGCGAAUUGAAACGUUUAGGAAAGCUCUACGGUCUCGGUAUGUUAUGUAUUUGGCAUUAAUAUUUAUGUCCAACUAUGAGUUCGUGGACCAGUUUAUGAAUUGGUAUUUCGAGACGAGAGAGAAAUUUCGACAAUUUAAAGCAGACUUUUUACGAAGAGAGGAUAAUUAUUUUUUCAAGCGAUUCAUAGACAUGCCAUUCAUUGUAUCAAAAAGAGAAGGGGAUGUGUUACAAAAAUUUAUAAACUACAACUUGUCUUCUCUAGAAAACGUUGCAGAAUUUCGACUUAUUUGUCGUAAUUGUAUAGAGUAUGCACUGAGUAAAGGUUUUCUUGAAAGUGCCACUUUGCUUUUGAAUGCAUCUUUUGAUAAUAUCAUUGAAGUAAAGCGAUACAAAAACGAACUUAUACUAUCUGAGAAAGGAAUUAAAAAGGAUUUAAUCUUAAAGCAAUCACUAACUGAUGCUGACUGGAAUCAUGUGAAAGAAAUUGUAUUGUGGUCGUCACCUCUAACCCUAAAUACAGUCACCAAAUUAAAGUCACUAAUUCUGGAGCAAAAGACUAGUCACUCUUUCCAAGAUGAAUUGAAUCCACAGAUUUCAGCUCUCCUUGAUUUACUGGAGAAUGUUGUUGAAAAAGAUGAUAGUUGAACAUUUUUUUGCGAUCAAAAACGAAUUUAAAUAAAAUCAUGUUCACCGUCAAAAGUAAAAUCAUGUUUACUGCACAAUCACUGUCAAACUAUAAAUUGUCUUAUAAUAAAUAGAUGACUCCA
Messenger RNA from Parasteatoda tepidariorum (common house spider), 2370 nucleotides. RefSeq lists its product as uncharacterized. NCBI's taxonomy places the organism in Eukaryota, Metazoa, Arthropoda, Arachnida, Araneae, Theridiidae. The record is from RefSeq and is a predicted model, not a curated record.